This is a messenger RNA of Fopius arisanus, 3984 nucleotides long. It is a transcript of the gene SMC1, whose product is annotated as structural maintenance of chromosomes 1. The transcript is spliced from 2 exons. Gene Ontology annotation, molecular function: ATP hydrolysis activity; ATP binding; DNA binding. Gene Ontology annotation, biological process: sister chromatid cohesion. NCBI's taxonomy places the organism in Eukaryota, Metazoa, Arthropoda, Insecta, Hymenoptera, Braconidae. The record is from RefSeq and is a predicted model, not a curated record. The coding region runs from base 112 to 3798 and encodes 1228 amino acids. Gene Ontology annotation, cellular component: nucleus; chromosome; cohesin complex.
CCCACUUCACACUAUUUCUGUUUGGGCAUUUCUGAUUGUGUUGAUGUCGUCGAUCCCAAAAUUUGUGGCGCCAAUUCACAAUCCUAAGUGAUAAAAAGAAAACUCGGCAGGAUGCCGGCGUUUCUCAAGCACAUCGAGGUCGAGAACUUCAAGUCCUACAAAGGAAAACUGAUAAUUGGACCCCUGAAAUCGUUCACCGCAGUGGUGGGUCCAAAUGGUUCAGGUAAAUCCAACUUCAUGGACGCCAUAUCCUUCGUGAUGGGUGAAAAAACGAGUAGCCUUCGAGUGAAGCGUUUCAGUGAAUUGAUUCAUGGUGCAUCAAUUGGAAAACCUGUGGCUAGAAGUGCCUCAGUCACAGCUGUUUUUGAGAUGGAGGAUGGGACAGAGAAGUCCUUCCUGAGAUCUGUCCAGGGUUCAUCCUCAGAGCAUCGAAUAAAUGGCUCGAUGGUCACCUCUCAGGUGUAUCUGAGUGAACUUGAACACCUGGGGAUCAACGUCAAAGCCAAGAAUUUCCUCGUGUUCCAGGGUGCUGUUGAGUCCAUUGCUAUGAAGAACCCGAAGGAACGGACAGCCCUCUUCGAGGAGAUAUCCAACUCUGGGGCCCUGAAAUCCGAGUACGAACGUCUGAGAACGGAGAUGUUACGAGCAGAGGAGGAGACGCAGUUCUCCUACCAGAAGAAAAAAGGUUUUGCUGCUGAGAGGAAGGAGGCGAAGCUGGAGAAAGAGGAGGCAGAGAAGUAUCAACGCCUAAAGGAGGAGUACGUGGAGAAACAGGUGGAGCUCCAGCUGUUCAGGCUUUAUCAUAAUGAGCGUGAGAUUGAGAAUUUGGAGAAUAAUCACAAGAAGAAGCAGCACGAGGUCGAGAAGAUUGAGAAGAAGAAGGAGAAGGCUGAGGAGACACUCAAGGAGAAGAAGAAAGAGUCUGGAAAGCUCGCUCGAGAGCUAGCCAAGAUUGAGCAGGAUAUCAGAGAGGUUGAGGUUGAGAUUACCAAGAAACGACCGACGUUUAUUAAAGCCAAGGAGAGAGUCGCUCACAUGCUGAAGAAGGUUGAGUCAGCGAGGAAAUCAUUGGCUCAGGCUCGAACUGCUGAUGAGGCUCAUAAGAAGGACAUUAACGAGCUUCAGGAGGAGCUGCGACAGGUCGAGGAGUCCAAGGCGGCUUAUGAGGCCAGCAUUGCUGGACAAUCCCAGUCGCAGGGACGAGAUGUUCAGCUGGAAGAUGAACAGGUGAAAGAAUAUAAUCGCUUGAAGGAAGAGGCAGGUCGACAAUCAGCUCGUUAUCUCCAAAUGCUGGACUCUAUCAAUCGAGAGCAGAAAUCUGAUCAGGACAGGCUCGACAACGAGAGUCGCAAGAAAACUGACAUCGAGAAUAAAUUGAAGCAAAAGGGACACAUGAGAGACGAGGCAUUAAAACGUGUGGAAAAAUUGGAAGAGCACAUAAGAACUUCUGAAGCUGCCCUCGAGGACCAGAAGAAGUUGCGCCAGGAGCUCCAGUCAGAUGUUGGCAGUUCUAAAGACAGGAUCCAGAAUCUCCAGAGGGAGCUGGAGAGAAUCUCUGAGCAGCUGGGUGAUGCCAAGGUUGACAAACACGAGGUAUCUCGAACAAAAAAGAAAACUGAGAUAGUAGAGAACUUCAAGAGGCUCUUCCCAGGAGUUUACGAUCGAAUGUACAAUAUGUGCGAGCCCAUCCACAAAAGGUACAACGUGGCUAUCACGAAGGUCCUGGGUAAGUACAUGGAGGCCAUCGUCGUGGACACAGAGAAAACAGCUCGUCAAUGCAUCCAGUAUCUGAAGGAGCAAUACCUGGAGCCCGAGACUUUUCUUCCUCUGGACUACAUCCAGGCUAAACCCUUGAAGGAACGUCUGAGGAAUAUUCAAGAGCCGAAAGGAGUGAAAUUAUUGUACGACGUUCUACACUUCUCUCCGAAGGACAUCGAGAGAGCUGUUCUCUUUGCCACUAAUAACGCUCUGGUCUGCGAAACUCCAGAAGACGCCAACAAAGUCGCCUAUGAGAUGGACAAAAAGGCUAGAUAUGACUGCGUUGCCCUGGACGGUACCUUCUACCAGAAAGCUGGAAUAAUCUCUGGCGGAUCUCUCGAUCUAGCCAAAAAGGCCAAACGUUGGGACGAGAAGCAAAUGGCACAGCUCAAGUCUCAAAAGGAGAAACUUACAGAAGAACUCAGGGAGUCCCUGAAGAAGUCCAGGAAAGAGUCUGAACUCAACACUAUUGAGUCCCAGAUUCGAGGUCUGGAGACGAGACUGAAAUACAAUAAGAGCGAUCUUACAGCGACGAAAAAACAAAUCACUGACUUGGAGUCUGAGCUGGAGGCCCUGCAGGCUGAGCUCGACAAGUUUGUACCCACGAUUGCAGCCAUUGAGAAAACAAUGGCUGAACGCGAUCAGGAGAUCCAGAACAUCAAGGAGAAGAUGAAUAAUGUGGAGGACGAUGUGUUCGCUAGUUUUUGCGAGCAGAUUGGUGUUACCAAUAUUCGACAGUACGAGGAACGAGAGCUUCGAUCUCAACAGGAACGAGCUAAAAAGCGAAUGGAGUUUGAGAAUCAGUGCAACAGGAUUUAUAAUCAAUUAGAUUUUGAGAAGCAGAGGGAUACGGAGAGCAAUGUCCUCAGAUGGGAGAGGGCAGUGCAAGAUGCCGAGGACAAGCUCGAGUCUGCUAAGCAGGCGGAGGCCAACCAGAAGGCGGAGAUUGAGAAUGACGAGACACAGAUGGAGGAACUGAAGUCUCUGAGGACAACCAAGAAGAUGGAGGUAGAUCAAAAAGAGGAGGAGAUUGGCAAGUGUAGGAGGGAAGUGGGGGCCAUUGCCAAGGACAUUCAGGUUGUUCAGAAGCAGCUCAACAGCAUUGAGACAAAGAUUGAGCAGAGAAAAGCUGAGAGGCACAAUAUUCUGAUGCAGUGCAAGAUUGAGGACAUCGCCAUUCCCAUGAUCAGGGGCAACAUGGAGGACAUCGCUGGUGAUACUACCAAUGAGAUUAACAGUGACUCGAUCUCAUUAGCAAGCAAUAACACUCAACAGUUUGAACGUGAGGCCAGAAUCACCAUUGAUUACUCCUCUCUGCCUGAUAAUCUCAAGGACGUGGAAGAGGACGACGUCAAGAAGACAACUGAUAAAUUGAAUAAAACAAUCUCGGAAAUGCAGAAUAGUAUUCAGAAGAUCCAGGCACCCAACAUGAAGGCCAUUCAGAAACUCUAUUUGGCGAAGGAGAAGCUUCAGGAGACCAAUGAGGAAUUUGAACAGUCCAGGAAGAAGGCGAAAAAGGCCAAGACCAUGUUUGAGAAGGUGAAGAAGGAGAGGCAUGACAAAUUCAUGGCGUGCUUCGAGCAUGUGGCGAAUGAGAUUGAUCCGAUUUACAAGAGUCUCGCGAAAAAUCAGUCUGCCCAGGCAUUUCUGGGACCUGAGAAUCCUGAGGAGCCGUAUCUCGAUGGGAUUAAUUAUAAUUGUGUGGCUCCAGGGAAACGAUUUCAACCGAUGUCCAAUCUGUCUGGUGGGGAGAAAACUGUCGCCGCUUUGGCUCUUCUGUUUGCUAUUCACAGCUUUCAACCUGCUCCCUUUUUCGUUCUGGAUGAGAUUGACGCUGCUCUGGAUAAUACUAAUAUUGGAAAAGUGGCGAGUUAUAUCAGGGAUAAGACGAGCUCUCUGCAGACGAUUGUUAUUUCUUUGAAGGAGGAGUUCUACUGUCACGCUGAUGCUCUCAUUGGGAUCUGUCCUGAGGUCGGCGUGUGCUUGGAGAGCAAGGUUCUCACUCUGGACUUGACUGCCUAUCCUGCCAGCAUUAAUUGAGGAUGGAUAUUUAUUCUGGAUUUUUUUUUAUUUUUUAUUUUAUGGGGAUCCUGGGACGAGACCUGCGGGAGGAUCUUGAUUAUCGUAUUUUAGAGGAAUUUGGUAAUGCUUGUGACAAUUUGUUUCAUAGAUGAAAGUGAUGAGAACAUUUUUUUGUCAGUUUCUCUUGCAAGAAUGAUGUAAAUA